Molecule: messenger RNA, 858 nt
Organism: Podospora anserina S mat+
Lineage: Eukaryota; Fungi; Ascomycota; Sordariomycetes; Sordariales; Podosporaceae
Exons: 2
Coding region: 1-858 (285 amino acids)
Source: RefSeq, a predicted model, not a curated record
AUGUCUUCCCUUACCGCCGCCUUCAUCGUCGGCGCCGCUGUUCUCUCCGGCGUGCGUGCCUCCCCCGUCGCCAGCGCCAACGCUGCUGUGUCCACGCCUUCGUUCCUGACGACGAUUGGCCUUGACCCCGAGGUCAACAUCACCAAGCGUGAUGUGAUCGGAAGAUUGCCCAACGGUGCCGACGACAUUGAGCACCGGUUCCAACCUGUCUUGGACUUUGAUGGCGAUGGCUGUUACUACACCUCGGCCAUGGACGACCAGGGCAACCUCAACAACGGAAUCCAUAACCCCGGUGACGGCGUGCCCCCUGGUUGCCUGGCCCAAAACUGCCGUGAGGAGAACCGCCUGCAAAGCAACAACGUCUACAGUCGCGCGCGGUGCAACAAUGGAUGGUGUGCCAUCAUGUACGAGUACUAUUUCGAGAAGGACCAGCUCAUCUGCGGUCCCGCCUGGGGCAACGGUCACCCCCACGACUGGGAGCACGUCAUUGUGUUCGUCCAGGACGACCAAGUCAAGCGUGUCGCUCCCUCAUGCCACAAUGAGUACCCGACAGCUACCAACGAGCCGCGCCUGCACGAUGGCACACGCGCCAAGAUCGUCUACCACAAGGAUGGUGCCCGGACUCACUGCGUCAGGAUGGCCGCCGAGGCCGACGAUGAUAUCGAGAAUUACACCGGCGAGUGGUUUCUCGGUGAGCUGGUCGGAUGGAACCACUACCCGACUGUUGACUUGCGGACAAAGUUGGUCAACUUCCACCAGGAUGCCAAGCCGAAGCUCAAUGAUGCCGACUUUGCUGCUGCUCUGAAGGCGGCGGCCGGUGAUCAGGUGCCUGGCUUCAACCCUGACUCGGAUAGCUGA